Gastrolobium bilobum is the source of this 706-nucleotide messenger RNA. RefSeq names its product large ribosomal subunit protein eL20z-like. Bases 61 to 498 code for a protein of 145 amino acids. NCBI's taxonomy places the organism in Eukaryota, Viridiplantae, Streptophyta, Magnoliopsida, Fabales, Fabaceae. The record is from RefSeq and is a predicted model, not a curated record. The transcript is spliced from 4 exons.
GCAACAUAAUUUAUGACUAUACGAGAAUAAUAAUGAUAACGAUAACGAUCAUAACAAAACAUGAUUUCCAAUGUUUCUUCUUCGAUGAACGAUGAGGGGAAGAACAGAGGAAUAGCCACCGAUAACCCUUACUAUGGCACCUUUCAAGGCGUCGCCAAUUACUAUCCUACGGCGGCCCCACCAGCUCCCUACGGUGGCCCUCAUGCUUAUUACCAAGGACAAGGAUACGUCGCCGUUCCAGUUUAUGCCGUUGCUGAAGGAAGGCCCCUAAGAGAACACCGUCUUCCUUGCUGUGGACUUGGUCUGGGUUGGCUAUUGUUUAUAAUUGGCUUCUUUCUUGGUGGCGUUCCCUGGUACAUCGGAACAUUCUUUCUAUUAUGCGUACGAAUGGAUUAUCGUGAAAAGCCUGGAUUAAUUGCAUGUACAGUUGCUUCCCUCAUUGCUGUGGUUGCUCUUACCGCUGGUGUAACACGUCAAGAUCUUGUGAAGUUGACAUGAAGCACAAAAUUUAUUGUACAUUUUAACCUGCACAACAUUGUGGAGCUUUCCUUCCUGUAAAUUAUACUUUGAAACUUGUGUGAAAGUAACAAUGGAUGCUGUUCUUGGAAAUUCACGCUGGAAUGCAUUUUCUACUACAUAUUAGAGCAGAUGGAGUUUGGAAAGGCAUAAGAAAAAUAAAAUAUAUGUACUCGCUCUAACUUAAUUC